AUGUCGGGCUGGUUGUGGAAUAAGAAUAGCUCCCAAGGCUUGAAGCCAAAUGGCCGGAGCCAACUUCGAUGCUCCCGUUUUAUCGAAAUCGAGCGAGCAGUUCGCAGAGCACGGAGCAGGGGCGAAAAGGACACCGAAUUCAUGAAACUCCAUUCAAGCUACGAAGAGCUUGAGCAAUGCGCACGCGACAAGUGCAGGGCCUGCACAGUCGUCCGGCAGGCUCUGCUCCUGUCCCGAAUCACCGGCGAGGACGUCAAGAAGAUGGAAAGAAGAGAUGCCCCUGUCUACCUCAGAUUAUCAGGAGGAGACUCAUCAGGGGAAACGAGACCUCGUAGCCAGUCGACGCUGCAAGUCCGUCUGGGGGUGUUGCCAGAGAGCAGCGUGCUGGUUGAGAUUGCACUUACCACCAAUAUCAAACAGUCGUCGCCUGAAAAAGACCCUUUUGUCUCGGCUGUUCCCCAGAUCGACUCUUGGUUGCGAGUCUGUCGCGAAGAACACGAGUGCACCAGCCUGACUCAAUCCGGCGAGCACCCUAGGCGGCUGAUCGAGAUCGUGUCAGCGACGAAAGUGAGGUUGCUCGAUACCUCGGAGUUGCCAAACAACGUCAAGCUCAAGUACGUUGCCUUGAGCUACUGCUGGGGCAAGGGACGUUCCAAAGGCAGGACCACGCCAUGUAACCGGGACAAGCGACUGGUGUCUUUCGAGACGUGGGCGCUCCCAAAAACUAUACGAGAUGCUUUGAAAUUGGUUCGAGCGCUUGGACUAAAAUACUUGUGGGUUGAUCAAAUCUGCAUUACCCAAAAGAUCCAAUGGGACCAAAAACCGAUUCCUCAAGAGCAUGAUGAUCAACGCAAUGGAGGUGGAGGUGAUGGCUACGAUGACUGUCGGGGCGUUGACUGCGAAGCCUGCAGCAGCGAUGCUGGCGAGGAUUGGAAUGCAGAGGCUUCGAGGAUGCAUGUCAUCUAUGGUAAUGCUGUCUUCACGCUCUGCGCCUGUUCAAGCACAAGUUCAGUAGAUGGACUCAUAUGGCCGCGGAAGGCGUGGACUUACAGCGUUGUGCCUUUCUAUUUCGAAGGCCAAUGGCUGGUGAGCCACAACAUGAGCCUCAACGAAGUGAGGGCGACUGCACCGCUUUCCAAGCGUGCGUGGACUCUACAAGAAGAACGACUUUCUCCGAGACUCUUAUACUACUGUGGCCAGAGAGUCUACUGGUCCUGCGUUGAGAAGCAGGACACAGAAGUCGCCGCUCGCAGUGCAGGGAAACCCGAUGCCGGUAGCGGUGACUUGCGUUUUGAACGCGAGGAUGAAUUCCAGCAAAUGAGCGCGGCGCAGGUCUUCAUCAAGUCUCGCUUUACAGGAGAAAGAGUCCGCUUGCACCAAGAAUGGAAUGAUGUUGUGGAGGCUUACUGUCCACGAGAGAUCACAAAAGCAACCGACAGAUUUCCAGCCAUCUCUGGCCUGGCGGCCCAAUAUCUUUCGACGUAUGUCACCCAAGACAACAGGAUCCCCCGCCAGGAAUAUCUCGCUGGUCUUUGGCGCGAGACUUUCCCCGAGGACCUGGCUUGGUCGGCCAAGACGGCCGCAGAUCCACGGAAAGCACUGCUUGACAUCGCACCGAGCUGGUCUUGGGCGUCUCUUCCGGUCGGGGCCUACGUUAGCACAAAGCAGAGCUUCAGCCGAUGCGAACAAAACGACUUUCAGCUACUUGGAGGUCCUAACUUGAGUAUGGGUCCCAAUGGACCCGCGGAGAGGAAGCAAGACCCCAGGGCCAAUAUUCUUCAUGCGUGCCAGGAGGGAGCAAAGAAGAAACGUGUUUCUGUGAGAGGUCGCCUACGACGAAUCAUAUCCCCAGACUCGGAAAGGAUUGACUGGGUCGAGAUGACGAACUCCGGCCGUGGUGGUAAGAACAAGUACAAUCUCUCAAGAUACCUUGCUCGCCACGUCCACGCACGGAACCCUACAAGUGGUCAGAUGGUCAUAUUCGAGCCCACCAAACAACACAUCGAAGGCCAACUGGAUUAUUCUCUUCCCCCGGACGACGACGGCAUUGACACGCCCUACAGCGAAGAGAGAUACGUGGCGCCCGGCUUGGAGAGUGAUCUGUUUGGCUUGGAAAUAGGCCUCCAGACAAUGCUCUUGCUACAGUGGCGGCCGAGGGCCGAGGACCCACGAGAAGCAGAGAAAGGUAAAGGCAAAACAGCCAGCGGCUCUGCUAGUGGUACCGGGGUAGGCGUCUUUCGAAGGGUGGGCAUCUGUCGAAAUGUGCGAAAGCACUUCUUUGAGGGAGUCGAGAAGGUCCAGCUUGAGCUUGAAUGA
Molecule: messenger RNA, 2316 nt
Organism: Fonsecaea multimorphosa CBS 102226
Lineage: Eukaryota; Fungi; Ascomycota; Eurotiomycetes; Chaetothyriales; Herpotrichiellaceae
Exons: 1
Coding region: 1-2316 (771 amino acids)
Source: RefSeq, a predicted model, not a curated record